This is a messenger RNA of Penicillium macrosclerotiorum, 1527 nucleotides long. RefSeq names its product tRNA adenylyltransferase. Gene Ontology annotation, molecular function: RNA binding; ATP:3'-cytidine-cytidine-tRNA adenylyltransferase activity. The record is from RefSeq and is a predicted model, not a curated record. NCBI's taxonomy places the organism in Eukaryota, Fungi, Ascomycota, Eurotiomycetes, Eurotiales, Aspergillaceae. The coding region runs from base 1 to 1527 and encodes 508 amino acids. Gene Ontology annotation, biological process: tRNA 3'-terminal CCA addition. The transcript is spliced from 2 exons.
AUGCUCAGAGACGAGCCUGAGUUGGACCGGUCUGAAAGACCAAGCAAAAGACAACGUGUUUCGACCUGUGUUGAGCUGAGAGCAAGCCCCGAAGACAUGAAUCUUUCCCACCCCACCAUACAACUCACGCCGAUUGAGAGCACACUGCGAACCCUCCUUCUAGACGUCGCACACCAUAUUCAUGAUAAUAAGCCUGCUGAGGAGGGUACUGUUUCUUCCAACUCUCCGGAAACUGUGCUGCGCUUUACCGGCGGCUGGGUUCGAGACAAGCUCCUCGGGGUUGACAGUCAUGAUAUCGACGUAGGGAUCAGCAGCAUGACAGGCUACCAUUUCGGCAUGGCACUCAAGAAAUAUCUGGAUGAGCCCGGGGUGUUGGAGAAAUACAAACAGAGCCUUCCAGAUGGAGAAAAGAGUGAUGCUGUUGUGAGCCUUCACAAGAUCGAGGCCAAUCCAGAGAAAUCAAAGCAUCUUGAGACUGUGACGACAAAGAUCUUCGGCAUGGACAUCGACCUAGUCAACUUGCGCAAAGAGACAUACUCGGAAGAAAGUAGGAACCCGCAGAUGGAGUUCGGAACCGCCGUUGAGGAUGCGCUACGGCGGGAUGCCACGAUAAACGCGCUUUUCUACAAUCUCAACCAGUCAAAACUAGAGGACCUUACAGAGCGUGGGUUGGAAGAUAUGAAAAAGAAGAUCAUUCGAACACCACUCGAGCCAUAUCAGACAUUUAAGGAUGAUCCGCUUCGUGUACUGCGAUUGAUUCGCUUUGCAAGUCGGCUUGGAUACCAAAUCGACCCGGAAACAGAGGCGGCCAUGCAGAAUGAAGAUAUCAGUAUCGCACUCAAACUCAAAAUUAGCAAGGAACGCGUUCUAACCGAGCUGGACAAAAUGCUUCAUGGCCCUGACCCGCGCGGUGCUUUGCAUUUAAUCGAUCGACUCGGACUCUAUCCAACGAUCUUUGCCAAUCACCAAGAUGAUGUCACUGCAGAUACCUCAACUUGGCCUCUAGCCUACAAUGCUCUUGCCCGAUUGCUACACCCCGAUGCAGAUGACGAUGAGGACGUCUUGGCCAUACUUGAGCGCAUUCGUCGAAUACUGCUCCAGGACGACUUGGCCGCUUACUAUGGAUGGAUGAUCGCCGCAUUCGCUCCAUGGACUUCCGUUCCUACAAGGACUUCAAAGGGCCCUAAAGGAAAGCCUGCUCCUACUCGCCCAGUGGAGAUUGGCCGGGAUAGCCUCCGUGCCGAUAAUAAAACCUUAAACAUCCUUCGCGACACAACCCUGAGCUUUGCCGAUAUUAUCGAGUGCCUUUCCCAGACGUUCCAAGGUACGGCUGCCGAAAUUCGACAACAAAUUGGACUCCGUAUCCGAGCCUGGGGUAAGGACUGGCGACUUUGUGUUCUCUUGGCCAUACUCCAGGAAAUUAUGAAGGGACGAAAUUUCGUGGAUGGUAAGACUCGUAUCUCAGUCUCUUUCAUGCAAGAUGACCAUGUGAUGCUAAUGGAAGCACAUAGUGACCCGAGAGUAUGA